Molecule: messenger RNA, 3200 nt
Organism: Cydia fagiglandana
Lineage: Eukaryota; Metazoa; Arthropoda; Insecta; Lepidoptera; Tortricidae
Exons: 2
Coding region: 630-1250 (206 amino acids)
Source: RefSeq, a predicted model, not a curated record
ACUCCGAGAGACAUCGCACGCCCGCUUCUGUGGCUGCGGGCGCUUCCAGUCCAUGGGACUCCUAGAGGCACACGCCCGCUCCUGUUGCUGCGGUCGCGGCGCGGGUGGAUCGCGGACCUCUCGAUCCCGUCCUGGCGCCAAGGUGAAGGCGGACCGAUUCUGCGUCCCGACUGCUCGAGUGGAAGGAAGGUAAGUUACGUGGAAACAGUGGAAACACUACGAGUACAACGACGAUCGCCGCGUCGGUUGCCGUCCGUCGUGACGUCGCUGGUGACCUACGCGCCGGUAGCGGCCACCACGAUGGCGCCGCCGAGGGCAACAGAGUCGCCGUAAUGAUGCGUGCAACCAGCCAUCGGCGCCUCCCGUGCCGGUAACGUCCGUCACGCGCACCGGCGCCUGUCGAGCUGGCCGCCACGACGGCGCCUCUCGCCUCACGCACCUGAGCCUGGCGACGGUGGCCGCCACGAUGGCGCCGCCCGCUCGAUGAUGCCACCUGCCACGACGACGCCGCCCGCCACGAUGCCACCGCCCGCCUCACGACGCACCAGUGCCUCCCGAGCUGGCCGCCACGAUGGCGCCUCUCGCAUCAUGCACCGACGCCUUCCGAGCCGGCGGCGGCGGCCGCCACAAUGGCGCCGCCCGCCACGAUGACGCCGCUCGCCACGAUGACACCACCGCCUCGCGCACUGGCGCCUCUCGAGCUGGCCGCCACGAUGGCGCCUCUCGCCUCACACCAGUACCUCCCGAGCCUGGCGGCGGCCGCCUCAAGCACCGGUGCCUCCCGAGCUGGCCGCCACGUUGGCGCCUCUCGCCUCACGCACCGGCGCCUCCCGAGUCGGCGGUGGUGGCCGCCACGACGGAGCCGCCCACCUCACGCGACAGCGCCUCUAGAACGGGCCGCCACGAUGGAUCCUCGCCUCACGCACCAGCGCCUCCCGAACCAGUGGCGGGGCCGCCCUGAUAGCGCCGCCCGGCCUCACGCACCGGUGCCUCCCGAGCCAGCCGCCACGCUGGCGCCUCUAGCUUCACGCACCGGCGCCUCCCGAGCGGCGGCGGAUGCAAUGAUGGCACAGACAAUCACGUCGAUGCUGUCCACCGAUGCUGCAACCACGACGAUGUCGUCCCUUGCAAUGGCGCCCAUGUUCUCUUCGCAAGAAUACCACCGCGAACUUACCUGCCGCCGAUGCUGCCCACCAAGCUGCACUGGCCGCCACAGUAUCAGUUUGGUCCUGUCCACAUGGUCCCAUUGAGGUACGCAGGCGACUAUAGCUAUAGUGCCACAGCACGAACAGACCGCUAAGCUCUUGGUUUCGGUUAAGGAAUCCUCCGGCGACGGCAGAGUCGUAAGGAGCCUCGCCCUAGCGUGGCUCGACUGCCCGGAGUUGAAAGCGGUAAGAUAUGUGGAUACUCAGAGGAAAAUACGUCGCGUUCCCGCGCUUCAUAAAGGUGCUGAUCGACGAGGGGCCGUGCCGCUUCGAGGUUCCUACGACUUCUCGAGGCCAUGGAGUGAUCCAACCGGAGAACAGCUAGCGACAAGGCCCUGUGCGACCGCUCAAAACCGAGGUGAAAGGCAUCGAAAAGGUCUGCACACUUCACAUAAUUAUCUCUGCUUGCUCGCGCUCUCCAGCUUAAGUUCCGUCUUACAAAGACGAACUCGUGCGCCAAGCCCAUAAUAAACAAAAUGGGACAAAUAAACCCGCUGCGCCUGAACAAGCUUGAGUUUCCGGUGCUAAAAGAAAGGGGCCAGGAGGACUCCAGCAGUUUCCAUCUGUCUGUCUUCGACUUUAUCGAAACAGUUUUUGUUACGCAAAGCGCUAAAAUCGAUUUUAGACUUGAUUUCAUCAGUUCGAUUUCCUUAAAAGCAUGCAACCAUACCCCUAUACUAGCUCGAUAUAGGGUGUUUCUUCGGAUAAAGCGAAUUAGACCAUCAUGCUCCUAGAUAUCACGUGGGACACGCGGCACAACACCCCGAUUGAAAGUUUUCUUUUUCGGGACAUACAGGCCUGCCUUGCUGCCGAGUUUCUCGCAGAAAUGAGACUAAAUGUUCAGUCUCAAAUUCGCAAACUUUAGUUCAUGAGGAAGGUGACACCUUCGCAGUCCCCAGCAACACGAAGCUGCCGAAAGCCUCGCGCCACUUCCUUCCUCAUCUUAUGCAAGCAGUCCGUUACAAUCCCAAUAUUGGUAGACAAUGUACGAGGUAAGGCCCUUUCAGUGAACAGUAACCGUUAACGGGCCAUAUCUGCAGCGCUGACGACAGAAGUGUAAACAUACAACCGCACCACUACAGUAUACAUAAAACGAUGGCGACACUACAUCCUUUCCGUUACUACGGCUGUCGAAAAAACUGCUGAUGCCAGCAGAUCGUCUACAGGUCGCGCUGGUUCCUUGCUACUUGCCAGGUCGGUACAACCCCCGAGAGCGACGGUUUAUCAAGAAGUCACUACGCGCCCGAGUGGCAGCUGCGCCCAAAAGCCGCCGAGACUAUCUUCGCCUGACAGGCGCCUUGUUGGCCGGCUUCCGCUUUCGAGAGCCCUCGCACUGUGUCACGGUAUUUCUUAACAGACUCUUUGAACUGCUACCACGUCGCUUUUGGCAGCUGCCGGUGAUACGACUUGGUAUGGAUGUCUCCACCUCCCAGCCUAGUCUGUUUACUGUGACGGCGUGAUAAGGAGAGCCUUCACGCAGCUGUGGUAAGCUCGCAAUUUACUGGCGGUCCUAGUAAACACAACGUCAGACCGCCCUCCCUUACGAGCAACAACCUUAAGAAUGAGGCGUAGUUCCUGUCAGAUAGGACGCUCCAACACCGAGCUGGCGGGAUCAGGAGUGACGUCCGCUGUGAUGUACCUACUGGCGUGACUGACGCAUGCAUGCAACAUGCCAAGGGCUAAUGCUACGUAGCGAACGAGACGCAACUGUCACUGCCUCCUGUACGCCCACAAUGUAGUCUCUUCUUCAUGGUGCAUCAAAAAUAAGAUCGACUGCCAGGUACCUCUAAUAUCCAGUGAAGUAGCGAGCUAUCUCGGAUAUCUAUGUCUAUGGUCCAUGUUACUUUCAGAACGAUGUUCAUAAGCCUGUAACAAGUGCCGUAUGUGAACCACUAUCGGACACUAUGCCUUCUUCCAACUCCAUUAAUAGCGAGACCAGCGCCUCCCAAACCACCAGCUUGGGACUCGAGAAAUCUACUUGCCCUAAUUUUAAUA